AUUAUUAUUUUUACUGUUAUUAUUAUCAAAGGUUGUAAAGACUGACAGACGGACAGACAGACAGACACAGACAAAAGAAAGAUAGAUAGAGGUGUGUGUCACUUUUGCCCGCAUACCCACUACUGUCUGAAGGGGAAAUCAUACGGAAGGCUGCCAAAAUGAGAAUAUAAACUUCAGGUUGACAAAAAAAUGAAAAUAAGCGUUGAUAUAAUACAGGAUCAUCACCUCUGGCAGGGAGCAGAAAAGGGUGUAUUAAGAUUUCAGUCAGUUAAAAGAAUUGUGAUUGCUUUCGUAAUAAAAACUUAUCCAACAAAUAAAGGUACUUGGUCUAUUCUUAUUCCGAAGGAUCGUAUAUUGAUUAACGGUUGUUAUAAAGUUAACUGCUCCAGGAAUUGAAGAUACACCAAGGAGUGGACGAGUUAACGAGGGGGCGAGAACGAGCGGUACAAGUCAUAAAUGAAUAAUAAUGAUAACAAAAACAACGAUAGUAUUUAAUCCAUGAAAUAAAACAAACAACACAUCAACACACACACACACACACACACACACAUUGUCAUCGAUCUCUCUCAGUGCGCAUACCUGUCCCAUCACCACGUGUGCAUUGUGUUUAGUGGUCACCUGCGAUAAUUAGGACAGCCACGCGCGCAGGGUCACGUGACGCACCUAUUACUGAGGGCGGCCGCGGGCACAGGAGGCGAGUGCUCUUCCUUGCCUUCAUUCCACUUUGUGACGCAUUCAGUGACUGUGCGUGAGCGUGGCGGGGUGCAGAGGUGCGUGAAGGAGUGUUGCACCACCUGUAGCAGCUUCAUAUUACUAAGAAUGCCGAACAACUCCGACAUGGUAAAAGGGGCAAGACGACUUGGUAAAAGGGGCAAGCAGUCUUCCUUCCUCUUCCUCUUCCGUUUUUGCCAAAUCAUCAUCCUCCUCUUCUUCCUCCUCCAAGACCUAAGGAGGAGGAGGAAAACAAGUCAAAGGAGGAAAGAAUUCGGGAACGGGUGGAGGUGCAGGGGUGUCAUCUGCUGCAGGUGAGAGAGAGAGAGAGAGAGAGAGAGAGAGAGAGAGAGAGAGAGAGAGAGAGAGAGAGAGAGAGAGAGAGAGCUUGCGUACAAAAAAAUUCUACUUCUACAACGGGUGGAGCAGGGACAUCUGGCAACACUGCAGCAUCCUCCUCCUCCUCCUCCUCCUCCUCCUCCUGCACCUCUUCCUUUGCCUCCAAAGUUCGAUUUGUGGGCCAACCCAGCUCGGAGGUAAGACAGUGCUAACCCAAGCCAAGCCAGUUAUUUCCUUAAGCCCUCAGUGGGAAAAAUAAUGAAAACAGAUGCUUGAAGUGAAGAGAUAAUUAGAGAAAAAUGGAAACAUAUUGAAAAGUGUUUAUAUUGAAGUAGAAAGAGGAAAAAAAUAGUUUUUGGGGGAAUAUAGAUGAAAAAUGUGAUUAAUUAAUUAUAAAGUACACAAGUUUUGGCCUUUGAGGGAAGAAGGAAAGGGAUUAAAAAAUUGUGGAGGAAAGAUAGAUAAGAAAUGUGUGAUUUUGUAAAAUAAUAAUAAUAAUAAUAAUAAUGCCUUUACUAUUACUUCGCAAGGAGUGAAAAUACUGGUUAACUCUUGCACUAGGGAGGUGGACAGAAUAGUGGUGAAGGACUGAGUAUACAGAUUAACUCUUGCACUAAUGGAUAGAUAUCACAAAGUCACUGUUUACUGGAAUAUUACUGAUAAAUCAACACUGUUUUCACCCACACAGCAUGUAAUGACGGUGCUGGAGCUCCCCGAGGAUCCUGACUACUCUGUAGAAAUCAUUGAUGCCUCAGUGAACGAGGUUGUUAACGUCGCUAAGCUGCUGCUAACGGCCACGGAUGAGGUGAGAUCUAUUGGUGCCUCCAUGAACGGGGUUGUUAACGUCGCUGAGCUGCUGCUAACGGCCACGGAUGAGGUACGGAAGCUGAUCCUUAACGAGUGCGACAUGGUCCUGCAGUGCAAGGUGUGCAAAAUUUUGUUUAGCUCGGUCGAUAAUUUCUUGACGCACAAACGAAUUUACUGCCAGGAAGAGUUUGCUGAUCGGACACUUUUUCACCGCGCAACACCCGCUUCGCAACACCCGAGACUCUUUCUGUACACCAGCGUUCCCAUCACGGCCCCAUAGGCUACCCCCAUCCCCACCCUAAUCACAACCUUCCAACAGGCAACACCCGCUUCGCAACACCCGAGACUCUUUCUGUACACCAGCGUUCCCAUCACGGCCCCAUGAGUUGGAUAUUCACCUGUCCCAUCCGCCAGGCCUCCUUUGUCACCACGUUGGCCGUGACUGAGCAGCUGGAGAAAUGUUAGUAUUUUUGCUUCUACUGCCGCUGAUGCUGCUGGGGUGGGCGUGCGGGUGCUAGUGGUGGUGUAGCGAGUGUUGUUGCUUCUGUUGGUGUUUGAAGGGUUGUGUAGAGAGGGUUGUAGUGAAGUUACAGUACUUUUUGUCAGGGUCUAAGAGUUACGAUUUUUCUACAACUGUUAUUGCUAUUAUUGUGUUUAACGCGUUAGUGGAAGUUACUUGGGGUUUCAACUUACGCGGUGAAGAAGUGUCCGAUCAGCAAACUCUUCCUGGCAGUAAAUUCGUUUGUGCAUCAAGAAAUUAUCGACCGUUUCAACUUACGCGGUGAAGAAGUGUCCGAUCAGCAAACUCUUCCUGGCAGUAAAUUCGUUUGUGCAUCAAGAAAUUAUCGACCGAACUGAACAAAAUUUUGCACACCUUGCACUGCAGGACCAUGUCGCACUCGUUAAAGAUCAGCUUCCGUACCUGUGGGGGCGUAGAGGUGAGGUCAGGUGAGGUGAUUUAAUUUGUAUAUUAUUCUUUUCUUAAUAUCUCUGUCUCUGUCUCUGUCUCUCACCUCAUCCGUGGCCGUUAGCAGCAGCUCAGCGACGUUAACAACCCCGUUCACGGAGGCACCAAUAGAUCUCACCUCAUCCGUGGCCGUUAGCAGCAGCUUAGCGACGUUAACAACCUCGUUCACUGAGGCAUCAAUAGAUUUCUUCAAGGAGUAAGCGACGUUAACAACCUCGUUCACUGAGGCAUCAAUAGAUUUCUUCAAGGAAGUAGUCAGGAUCCUCGGGUAGCUCCAGCACCGUCAUUACAUGCUGUGUGGGUGAAAACAGUGUUGAUUUAUCAGUAAUAUUCCAGUAAACAGUGACUUUUUUGUGAUAUCCAUCUAUUAGUGCAAGAGUUAAUCUGUAUUCUCAGUCCUUCACCACUAUUCUGUCCACCUCCCUAGUGCAAGAGUUAACCAGUAUUUUCACUCCUUGCUAAGUAAUAGUAAAGGCAUUAUUAUUAAAAUCACACAUUUCUUGUCUAUCUUUCCUUCACAAUUAAUUUUCUAAUCCCUUUCCUUCUUCCCUCAAAGGUCAGAACUUGUGUACUUUAUAAUUAAUCACAUUUUUCAUCUAUAUUUCCCCACAAACUAUUUUUUUCCUCUUUCUAAUUCAAUAUAAACACUUUUCAAUACGUUUCCAUUUUCCUCUAAUUAUCUCUUCACUUCAAGCAUCUGUUUUCAUUAUUUUUCCCACUGAGGGCUUAAGGAAAUAACUGGCUUGGGUUGGGUUAGCACCGUCUUGCCUCCGAGCUGGGUUGGCCCACAAAUCGAACUUUGGAGGAAGAGGUGCAGGAGGAGGAGGAGGAAGAGGAGGAUGCUGCAGUGUUGCCAGAUGUCCCUGCUACACCCGUUGUAGAAGUAGUAUUUUUUUUGUACGCAAGCUCUCUCUCUCUCUCUCUCUCACCUGCAGCAGAUGACACCCCUGCACCUCCACCCGUUCUCGAAUUCUUUCCUCCUUUGACUUGUUUUCCUCCUCCUCCUUUGGUCUUGGAGGAAGAGGAGGAUGAUUUGGCAAAAACGGAAGAGGAAGAGGAAGGAAGACUGCUUGACCCUUUUACCAAGUCGUCUUGCCCCUUUUACCAUGUCGGAGUUGUUCGGCAUUCUGGAAUAAUAGUAUUAGUACUACUGCUAGUACUACUAGUAGUACUAGUAGUAAACAAUUAAUACCUAAGCUAACUUAACCUAACCUGAUUUUCCUUGUCUCCUGCCCCCUCCCCCCAACACCACACACCCAGUCUUCCACCACAGGACACAUUCACCACAGCUCUACCACAUCACAAUUCUAACCACACAUCACCUCUAACUGCAAAUAAACUUAAGAGAAAUGUCAGAAAA
This is a messenger RNA of Scylla paramamosain (green mud crab), 4184 nucleotides long. RefSeq lists its product as uncharacterized. The transcript has 4 exons. The record is from RefSeq and is a predicted model, not a curated record. The coding region runs from base 1667 to 2137 and encodes 156 amino acids. Lineage: Eukaryota; Metazoa; Arthropoda; Malacostraca; Decapoda; Portunidae.